AGUGCGCGCUACGCGAUAUCACUGGCCGGUCAUGUGUGCGUCACUCUCACGUUCACACUGGUACCGUUCGGAGUGCUUGGUUACCGCGCUGCCGCCGUCACCGUCAACCGAAAAGUGUGCGGCCAAGUUGUGCCACGGUGUGCGGCCGGAAGUUUGAAAAGUGUCCCCCCGGCGUUCGGUUCGGUCCUGGACGUGGCGAGGGACCGGGGAGAAUUCUGUGUCGGUGCGGGGAUCAUCGUCAUCGUCGUCAUCGGCACCACCGUUGCGGACGUCGUCACCCUCGUCUUCGUCGUCGUCGUCGUCGUCGUUGCCGUCGUCGCCGACAACGGGGAAACGGGGGGCGCGCAGGUGGAACGGACUGUAAAAGGAGCGCGGCCGAGGAAACGGAAGAAAAAAGAAAGAAAACGGCGGAUCGCCGGACCGUCGUGGAACAGCGGAGCGGAUCGUACGAAUUGCCCGUCUGCGAAGAGUUUUCGGCCGUCUUGUCCAGGCGUGCAUGUAGCGGCAAGGAGUGGCUGUGCCCCGCUGCUGUGUUGGUGCUUGGCCGACUGUCGAAAGAAGAAAGGAGUGAGAGCGAGAGAGACGGAGACGUAGAGCGAGAGAAAGAGAGCGAAAGAGAGAGAGAGAGAGAGAGGGAGAGAGAGAGAGAGAAAGAGAGAGAGAGCGAGAGAGAUAGAUAGAAAGGGGAUCGUGCGCGCCUCAUGGCCCUGUUGUUUGUUGGCCCGUCGUGAUCACGAGGAGAAGAGAGUUCUCCGGGUGCGAUCGUGUUGUUUCUGGUGUUCUUGGUGGAAAAAUAACGAAGUGGUGAUCGGUGCUCACGGUUGGUUGUUCUUCACCGCGGUUCUUGUGUGCUACGUGGGGUUUUCUUUUUUGGGGGAGAGGCACGCUCGCCGGAGGAUCGGAAUAGAGGAAAAGAGAACGACAGAGAUAGAAGGGUGGAGAGAAGGAGAGAGAACCGGCGGAGUGGGAACGAGACAAGCCAGAUAGAUAGAUAGAGGCGGAGAAAGGGUGAUUGGAAGACCCCGGCCUGGCGAUCCGAAUUCGCGGAUCCGACACGCCGCGGUUGCCGAUCCAUAAUAUGGCGUACAAGUUUCGCGAAGAGAUCGUGGGAAAGAGGUUUCUCUCGGUGAGUGGUUUCACCAAGCUAAAGGUGAAUAAGAUCAGUGAGUGGGGGUGGCGUGCAGGGGUGAUUCGUGCUGCCAGUCACAGGGAUAACGGCUGUCAUGAUCUCCAGAUCCUAGUAGAGUACGACGACGUAGAGUGGCAAAGAAGAGAAUGGCUAUCGCCGCACAGGGACGCGGUGUUCUCGUUCUUCCUGGUGGAAAAGGGUCUGAACUGGGCCGAGCGGCCUGACCCCAGGCAUGCCAGCCUCAUCGCCAUCGAUCAUCACAACCACGCGAAUAAUAACCACCACCACCAUCACCGCAUCAACGGGAAGCCCUUGAGGGGCGCCACCGCUGUCGCGAACACGGUCGCCUGGCCGGCCCUUACGUUCUACCCCCUGGUGGCGCGUGCCGAGCUCCCCGAGGACGCCAUGCCGCUCGAGUUCAUGCAGGAUCGGCGACUCGACUUCGUCGACUACUCGAAACUCAAACCGUUCACCCAGGACUGGGAGCUGAUGAAGGGCUCGGUGGCCUGGGCGAGCGCGGUCCGACGCUGGGCGGAGAUGCAGGACGGCCAGAGGAUCCUGCUGACGACGCCGAGCGUGCUGGUCGGCUUCAGGGUCGAGGUUUAUCGGGCCGAGGGCACGACACAAUGGUACACUGCCGUCAUUGUUGGUUACAACGAGUCCACCAAGGACUUGACCGUCACCGACGACACCGUCCUCGAGGAUCACAACGAGGACCCCAGUUUAGUACAAAUGCGGCUGAUCGGCGACGGAGUGGUCGAGAGCAUCAUGAGAGGCGAGGUCGUCGGCAUGACACCGAGGAGGUCGAGGUCAUCGACUGCUCUGACGCACGCGCUCGUCGUGCCGCGACCCGGAAGGAGGCCCCGAGGACGUCCUGGAAACACCGCACAGUUGCAGACUACGCCCAGGAUACAGAGUCCCAUCUCUCAGCAUCUUGAAAAAGAGAAGAACAGCGCGCGGAACAGCCGCCGUAGACGCGUGAGCGAGGGCGCGAGUCGCGACAGGCUAGAGAAGGACGCGGAGACCGGUCUGUCGACGCGGCAGGAGGACCGGGAGAACAAGGGCCCGCAGUCGAGCCGGCCGAGCAACCGAAUACCGCGGACGGUAUUGGAGGAGGCGAACAGUGCUUCGAGCAGCGCGUCGAAGCUCCGCAAGCGCGGCACCGCGGUGAAAAGCCCGGUCGAGACCGGGUCGCAGCGCCCGGUGCGGCGAAGACCGAGGCCGGCCGUCCAGGAAGCGAGAGCGGAGCCGCAGGAGCAGCAGCAGCAGCAACAGCAUCAGCAACAGCAUCAACAGCAGGAGAGCAGCGUCUCGAGGACAUCGGCGAAGUCCUGCGAGAAAGAGGAGCGCUUGGGCAACGCCAGAGUCGAGGAGCGUCGGGCGCAGGAGGAGCAGGACGAGGACCAGGACCACUGCGACCCUCUGACCAAGAGACUCAGGACAAGCCCGAUCGGUAGGAAGCUUAGGUCCGAGCGGAAGGGGAAGGGUAACUGCGAGGAGGCCGCGUCGUCGGACCAGGAGGAGCCGGGGGAGGACGUUCGGAAGCGGGUCGAGCCGGAGAGAGAGCCGGAGAAGCUCGAGGAGGACGAGGAGAGCCAGUCGAGAGAACGGGACAGGGAACCGGAGCCUCCACCUCCGGACAAAGCGGACCCCGGGGGCUUGGCAGUCGCCGAGCGGAAACAGCAGCCGGAUCACUCGGAAAAGGAGGACCGGGGGAGGACCGCCGGCAAGGAUCAGGUGUUCGUGAAUGGCUCGUCGCUGGCCGAGCCGUCGUUGGUCGGUGACAAAGCGAGCAGCGUCCUCCUCGAUGCCGACGCCGCGCUGCUGAAGCCUGCAGCAGCCGAGCCGAAGGCGAAGGGCGUCGAGGAGGAAGAAGAGGAGCCGCGGGAGGAGGACGAGGAGGAGCCGGAGCAGGACCCGGAGCCGGAAGAGCAGGAGCGGGAACGGGAGCGGGAACGCGAACAGGAACAGGACGAGGAGGACGAGGACAGAGGCUCGAGGAGGACCGAGCUGACCACCGAGCUAGGCACGGAGGAUAGCGUGGGCAGCGUAAGCGGCGCGAGGGCGGCCAGCGUCGAAUCGGUCGUCGAGCUGCUGGAGUCGAGCAGUCAGGACUCAGGCUCCGUGCUGGAGAGGCUGAGUCCGCUUAGUGGCAGCGGCGGCGGCGGCUCUGGCAGGCAGAGCCUGCUCCUGGAGCAGCAGCGGGAGCAGGACCGGAACCGUCACAACGAGAGUCCCGUCAUCCUAGCCGAGAAACUGAACAAGCCGCCACCGCCGAUCGCUGGACACCAUCACCAUCAUCUGCAGCAGUAUCAUCAGCACCAUCACCAGCAGCCGCCGCAGCAGCACCAUCACCAGCAGCAACGUUACUCGAGCAGCCCGGUGAUCCACCACCACGUGCAACAGCAACAGCAGCAACAACAGCAGCAGCAACAGCAACAACAGCAACAGCAGCAGCUCCAUCACCAGCAUCGGGUAGCCAGCAGCCCCCAUCAGCACCACCAGCAUCACCACCAGCUCCCACCGUCGAGCCUCCUCGAGGUGCAACAGCAGUCUCACGCUGGGAGGGGCGGCGAUGAGGCCGGCCUCAUGGAAGUGGAGGCCGGGGCCGGUAUACCUGGGACUGGUGUGCUCGCCGGAGUGCCAACGGCCGUCGGCAUCCGAGGCGUCGGGCCCGCGGCUGGCGGCGCCGCCGCGACCGGAACCUAUGGGGACAGCGGCUCCGACAGCGGGGUAAGCUCCCUGAGGAGCGCCGGCUCCGGCGACGAGAGGAGCGGCAGCAGGAGCUCCGCUCUCAGCGUCGACGAGACAACCACCUCUUCGAUACCAACCGCGGCCGCCACGCCGGCCCGAGUCUGGCACGUGCAGAGCGUCCAGCACACCUCCUUGCUGAUGGCGCAUCCGCAGCCGCCGCCGCCCGCCGCAGGCCCGAGCUCCGCGGCAGCCGCGGCCGCAGCCGCCGCCGCGGCCGCGGCCACCGCGCCGCCCGGGGCCUAUCAGAGCGGAGCUCCACCGGGACAUCAUCAUCCGGCGGUCGCGUCCGAGAUGCUAUGGAGGUCGCCCAGGUACCCGCCCCUGUCGCACGCGCUUCUGGGACCCGCGCAACCGAAUCCCGAGGAGCUGAUCGAGAGGGAGAGGAUGCUGCGGGAGCGGCGAGAAGCGGAAGUCCGGCUGGAGCGUGAACGCGAGAAAAGGGAGGCCAAGAUGGAAAGGGAGAGGCUCGAGAAGCAGAGGGCCGCCGAGCAGGCAGUUCACAAGCACUUCGAGGAGUCCCUCAGGCUGGCACAACAAAAGGUGUCUCAUGUUCCGCAGAGAAACAUGCAGUCGACCUCGAUGGCGUGGAACACGUUCAUGCCGCUGCCGCCGCCGGGUAGCAGAACGCACGCCGGCCCGCACUCGGGGAUGACGGCGCACGUGGGUCAUCAUCAUCCGGGUGCCGGGGCGGGCAGCGCUCAUCCUGUCACCGUGGCGCAGCAACAGCAACGGGAGCGGGAGGAGCGGGAGAGGGAGGCGAGAGAACGAGAACAGAGGCAGAGAGAGAGCGAGAACCUGGGGAUCAGGGAACAGCUGGUCGUGGCCGAGAGGCUGCAGAGGCAAGCCGAGGCCAGGGAUCAUGCAGCAGCGCAGCAGAGGGCUGCUUACUAUGCGGCCACGGCACCUCAGACUCAACAGGUGUCACGACCAUCGAGCGUACCUGGCAAAGUCGAUUACCCACCUCCACCGGCGCACUCGAGAACGUCGAAGUCGUCGCUUCCAGUCAGUAGUCUUCACGAGAAACCGCCGCAGGUAGUCGGCCCGUCGCACAGUUCCCUACCGAAGGUAGAGCCGAACGUGGGCCUGUUCAGCUACUCGACGUACCAGCCGCAGCCGUCGUUCAUGCACGACAUCAAGGUGAAGAGCGACGUGGGCCAGCCGCACAAGUCCGGCAACAAGGGCGGGCUGGCCGGCGGCCUGGAGAGGGACCACCACGGUAGAGAGGUCCUGCAGAACCCACCGUCGCUGUUGUCGGACCACAAGAGCUCGGUGAUCGUGAAGAACGAGGGCCGCGAGCUGCCGAAGACGCCUGUGUCGCAGCAACACUCGCCGAGCCCGAAGAUCAUGUCGUAUCUGAACGUGCAGUCGGUGGCGCCGCAGCACAAGCCGUACGAGUACAGAAGCCCGACGCAGAGCCCGCACCAUCUUCAUCAUCUCGACGGCGGGCUGCAGGCGGCGAAAAGCAUACCUCAGGGCCACCACAGAAGCAGCAGCGGGCCGACGACCACGGCGCAGUUACCGAGCCCGCACGGGCACCCACCGCACUCGCACAAUCGACAGUCACCGCACGCCCAGCAUCCACAUCAGCCGCCACAUCCGUCGCCGCCGGAGCCGCGGUAUCUGACAAGGCCGGAAUCAGGGUUACCUUACGCCGCUGCCAAGCCCUCGUACCCGUAUCCACAUCCGCAUCCGCCCACGGCCUCGCCGACGUCCCAUUACACAGCGCCGGCCGGCUCGAAGCCAAAAGUGAGCAGCCCGGCGCCGCCACACAUCUACGGCAAGCCGAACUCCGGCAUCAUGACCGGCACGCCGGUGUGCCGGGCCUCGGAGCCGACGGUCGCCGCGCCGAUACCCCUCACCUCGAAGGCCGGCAGCUCGCCUUACCAGCAAGUGCCUCAUCAUCACGGGGCGCCGCCGCCACCCCUGCCGCCGCCGGCCCACAGCAGAUCCGUCUACGAUCCGAGAGGUUUCACCGGGUCCAUGCCAGCCGCGAAGCUGCCGCCGCCGCCGUUGCACGGCUCGCCGCCUACGGCCGCGUCCGCGCCGUUGCCGCUCUCGAGGCCGAUAGCCCAUCCCGCUCAUCACACCAGCCCGCAUCAGCAACCAGGACAGACGGUGCAGCUCGCGCAGCCCCCGAUGAACACCACCUUCCAGACGCAGCCGCUCGACCUUGGCGUCGAGAGGUCCAGCUCGCCGAAGCGGAAGGCGCCAACCCCCUCGUUGACCGAGAACUCGGGCCAACCGGUGUCCCUCGAGGUCUGCAAGAAACGCAGGACCGAGGAGCUGCAGCCGUUGCCUCUGCAGUGCGUAGGCCCGCCGGUUUUGUCGCGGGUCAGCGAACCGAGCCCGUUGAUCGCCUCGGCUGCCACCUCGAUCACCACCGUCGUCAACACCGCGGCGCUCCUCGCGCAGCCCAACAGCCAGGCGCAGGAACGCAUCGUGACCGCGGUCAGCCCGGCGCCCAGAACUGCCAGCGGCGACGGGUCCGUCAGGCCAGCCAGCACCGGCAGCGUCAGCUCCUUGAACCCGACGGCCAGCGCGGCGCCGAGUCCCGCGCCGAUACCGAGCCCCGCACCUUCGACGGCGCCCAGUCCAGCGCCCAGCGCGCCGGGCACGCCGGCGAAAGCGAACGCCAGCACGGUGGACAGCGAGAAGUCGAACAGUCCAGCUCCGAGGCCGCCCAGCAGCACCAGCUACCCGGGGCACAAGCUGAAGAAGGCCUGGCUGCAGAGGCAUUCCGGCGAGGACGGCACCGAGGACACCACCGGCGUCGUCGGCAGCGGAUCCUGCGUCACCUUACCGUUAAACAUCUCCCAAGCGACCUCCCAACCGCUCAACAACAAGGAACGCGACUCCUCGACGAACAACAGUAAUACAAGCACCACGUGCAUGCCCAGCGCGGUGAACUCGAUUCACAAUAUCGGCAGCAUGGCGGUGAACAGUAUCAACAAGAGCAAAGUGGCGACGAAAGGCGGCCGCAAGUCCACCAACAAGGAGUCCCUGAACGGCCACGCGACCGACUCGAAGAACCUGCAGGAGGACUCGUCCAGCAGCGACCCGGACCGGAAGUCGCCGCCUAAAAGGAAGCCACCCAAGGUAAAACGAAAGAAGGGCGCUGCACGGAGGCAGCAGACUACCGCGGAAGAUCAGCGGAGACGGAAGGAAGACAAACAAGUAGGAGGAGCAGGUGUGGGCAGCGAGUCUAGCAACGAGAGCGAGGCUGGUUCAGCCAGUGACACCAGCGAACAGUUGGGUUCCAUUCAACCUGCGUCAAGGGUGCGCCAUACAGCAGCCAAUUCCAACAAUUCCUCGGGAAACGGAAACAACAAGGAACCCAGGAAACGAGGCAGGAGACCAAAGACUACAAAAGGUAAUGAGUUAGGCGGCGAGGACCAGCAACCGCGACAAAAGAAAGAACGCAGAGACGACAGCACAAGCGGUGGUAACAGUGGGCCAGGUGGUAGCGGCGGAAGGGGCGAUCCCUUUCGCAGGCCACCGAUAUCGCAACUAAAGAAAACCGGUGACAGCUGGUUGCAAGAUGGUGCUUGUUUCGAGGUCGCACCGAAAUUGGCUAAAUGUCGUGAGUGCAGAUGGACACCGCACCAGCGCUCGAAAAACCUUCCACAAAAUAUUUUCUGCAGAUUUUAUGCAUUCCGUAGAUUACGGUACACCAAGACUGGACAAUUGGCUAUAGCUGGGUUCAGCGAUCCGCACAAGGACGCAUCCGAGGUAGAUCUUCGGUUGUGGUUACCAGGCAAAGAUAAUCUAGACUCAAAAAAAGAUGAGAAAUCAGAUAAGAACGAUAAAGAGAAAGGAGACAAAGAGGAUCUGGACCUGGAGAUGGCUCACCGACUGCUUCGGCAGGUCGGGGACCAGUUUUGCGAUCUGCUCCACCAAGAGAAGGACGCUCUCCAACAGCACAAAGCAGAAGCAAAUUCGGGACUUGUAGACGGAACGGUAGCUUGGAAGCGAGUGGUUCAGGGUGUUCGAGAGAUGUGCGACGUGUGCGAGACCACCCUUUUCAAUUAUCACUGGGCCUGCGGCAAAUGCGGUUUCGUUGUGUGCAUCGAUUGUUACAAGGGACGUAAGAAUGGAACGAUCAAAAUUUGGGGUGAGAGCGGAAAGGACAGAGACGAUUUCUCGUGGCUCUUGUGCACGAACAGACAAGUACACGAACCAGAACGACUGAUGCUCACGCAGAUUAUCGCCGGCGAUAGCCUGAUACGUCUCGGGCAAAGGCUGCACGAGUGUCGAGCCGAGUGGGGGAUUCCCCAGCACUGCGGCUGCUCGUUGGUCGUUCAAACAUCUGCGAACGAGUUCCUGCGAGGUCUUAUCAAGGGCGACACGGUGCCGGUGAUGAACGGGAACGUGAAGCAGGAGGUGAAAGAGGAGAAGAAGGUGAACGAGUCGAACGGAUCCUCGGAGAACAAGACCAAUGGGGAGGACAAGAACUCGCCGUUGAAUUGGCUGGCAGACGUUGCGCUGCAGAACCAGGACAAGAACGAGAGCGGCUCGAGCUCGGAUUCCGACGAGGAUCGGGACGGGAAUUACUCGACACUUCGGGAGCUUUUGAUCCGACCGUCGCACAAGUCGAACGGCAAUGGGUCCAGGUCGAACUCGCCGACGAACAACGCGAGCAACGUGAACACUCCGACCGGGAACAACGGGCAGAACAACGUGACGAAGUCGAGCAAGAAGUCCAAGAUGGAUACCCUGGACGAGGUGAUUUCAAGCGUGAUCGAACAUAGCGUGAAAAAGGAGAGGGAAGGUGGACUGGACGACGAGAAGCCGCGUGAGCUGAAGCACUUUGUCAGGCGAUACAAGUGGACGCAGAAGGGCAGGGAACCGCUGCCGAUCCGGAUUAUGACCUUGACCGAAAGCAAGAGCCUCUACCCGGACGUGCCGCACUCGUGGCUCUGCGACGGCAAGCUGCUAAGGCUAAACGACCCGAACAAUCCAAACAACUACAGAAUAUUUCAAGAUCAGUGGAAGCGGGGACAGCCGGUGAUCGUAUCGGACGUCGCCAAGUCCCUGGACAUGAAUCUCUGGCAUCCGGACUCGUUCGCGAGGGACUUCGGCGACGAGAAGAACGAUCUCAUCAACUGCAUGACCGGCAAUCUGGUGCCGAAUCAGCCGAUGCGCAAGUUCUGGGAGGGGUUCGAGCACUUCUCCAAGAGACUGAAAGAUGAAAGAGGGAACCCGAUGCUACUCAAGCUGAAGGACUGGCCACCCGGCGAGGACUUUGCGGAGCUGUUGCCUUCGAGGUUCGCCGAUCUCAUGAAGGUGCUGCCACUGUCGGAGUACACCCAUCGAAACGGCAGAUUGAACUUGGCCAGUCGGCUGCCAGAUUGCUUCGUUAGGCCUGAUUUGGGCCCGAAAAUGUACAACGCCUACGGGUCGGCCCUUCAUCCGAACAAGGGCACGACCAACCUCCACCUGGACAUCUCUGACGCGGUGAACGUAAUGGUUUACGUGGGGAUUCCGAAGGACUCCGAUAACGACGAACACGUCAAAGAAGCACUGAGAGCGAUAGACGAAGCAGGCUGUGAUAUCUUGACGAGGCGACGUGUCCGUGAACGAGGAGAGGCGCCCGGUGCUUUGUGGCACAUCUACGCAGCCCGAGACGCUGACAAAAUUCGAGAUCUGUUGAACGCAGUGUCCUUGGAACGCGGGGCCCGUUUGGAACCCCAUCACGACCCCAUCCACGAUCAGAGUUGUUAUCUCGAUGGACCGUUGCGGGAACGCUUGUAUCGCGAAUACGGCGUCGAAGGGUACGCUAUCGUCCAGUGCCUAGGCGACGCAGUAUUCGUGCCAGCUGGCGCACCACACCAGGUCCGAAAUCUCCACAAUUGCAUCAAAGUAGCGGAGGACUUCGUCUCACCGGAGAACGUCUCGCACUGCUUCCACCUGACACAGGAGUUCCGGGCGUUAUCGGACACACACACCAACCACGAGGACAAGCUGCAGAUCAAGAACAUCAUCUAUCAUGCGGUAAAGGAUUCCCUGACCGUUUUGUCGAACGUGAAGGAGGAGACUCUUGCCAAGCCGAAAAGCAACAACGAGAUCAAGAAGGAGGAGACGUAGCCCUAGGCCCCCUGUCGCGGUCGCAAGAACCGUUGUUGAUUAACUUUGUUCGACGAAAAUCUCACUGUUGCAGUGAGUGGGAACUUGUUGCCGCCCCUCCGCGCUCUCCCGAAACGCGCGCUGCGUUGUAACAUACACAUUAUACACAUACAAACGCGAAUCGUAAAUUCGGGAUAACGGGAGGAUCCUUGAUGAUUCGCGAAUCCUUCGAAGAAGAAGAAGAAGAAAACCUGUACCGAGGUGCAAGAAUUUGUUGUGAUAUUUGACGAGUAACUCAAAAGUUUGAUUUAAUGAGUAUUGGCUGAGCCAAUGGAAAUGAGCGCGAGAAUGCGUGACGUGGAAAAGGAAUAUUCGUUGUUUCAUUUGAAUGUCCUUUUUACGUAUAUAUAUAUAUGUAUCUGUAAAUAUAUAUGUAUGUAUACAUAUAUAUGUAUAUAUAUGUGUGUAUUUAUGUAUAUGUAUAUAUAUAAAUAUAUUUUUUUUCUGUUUCCUUUCUCGAGUAAACGCGAGCUGGACGGACAUGAAGUCCCCGGCGAGUAUUUUGCAUUGAAGCAUUGGAGGCCGGUGACACAGACCGAGAAUCGCGCACCGCGGCGUCCAUUUACCAAUUGUGAUACCGGGAAUGAGGACUUUGGAUCAUACAUUAUUUGUAAUUACUUAUAUCGUGCCUGUAUUCAAUACAUACUGUCUAUAUUAUAUAAAAUGUAGAUAAUCGAUUUUACUGUGUAAUGAAUUCUUACUAUAGCAAGUAAACGAGAGGAUUGUCUAGAGGUACCUUUGUGCAAUUAGAUGUCGAAUUAACAAAAAAAGAAAAAAAGAAAAAGAGAUGGGCGAUACACACACCGCCCCGGAACGAUUAAAAAGGAUCGCAAAAAGCAACAUAAAGGAGAAAGGAGGAACGUAUCGUGUCGUUCGUUUAGAAUGGAUCAGUGAUAAUUGUCGAUCCCGUGACCGUGCUCUCGUGAUCUGGUGCUUUUGGUAUAUUCGAUUGUAUUAAAGACAACAAGGGGAGGAUGAACGAUGAUAUUUCGAACAAGCGCUUUGCCAAAAAAAAAAAAAAAUAAUGGCCGAUAUAUGUUUCUCGCCUGCGAUGUUCUUGCGUGCCGGGCGUUAAUGGUCGCGCAAGAAUUUAAACACUGCCUAACCCAUUGUCCGCGUCAGUCCAGAUAACAAAUAAGGUAUAACACGGAAUUUAAUUGCGCGCGUCGUGUACGUUAAUCUCUCUCUCGUUGCAGUGUUCGGCGCACCCGGGAACGAUAAACACGGUGUUUCGGUUUUGUCUGUCCCUCUUCUUCGAAAAAUAUAUCGGCUAUAAACGGGAGCAAAGUAACGGUACGCGUUUCGCGCGCGUGACGAGAGAAAAAAAAAGGUUUGUAUCGCUUGUCGUUUUUGAAAACAGAGGCAUCAGAAGCAAAACGGGGAAAAGUAACAAAAGCGGAACACUUGAAACGGAGAAACAAAUUUUCGUCGAUAUUAAUUAUUAUUAUUAUAUUGUCCCCGUGAGGACCGCGAGAUCGAGAACCACGCCCUCCCUGUACAGACUCGAUUAAAUUUAAUGUUUUUAUAGAUUGGAUUUUGACGUUGUGACCCAGUGAUGCGACCCAGUUUAACAAGGGGUAGAGAGAAAACGGAAACAAAUCGGGGGAAAGAACCGUGAAAUCUGUUAUUUUUGUCAAAUCACGCAAUGAAGAGCCGUCUAUCCGAAUAGAGAACAGCGAUAUUCUAAUUGUAUUGUAAUUAGUAAGCUAAUAACUGUCGUAAACGUUAUUUAACGCGAGGUGUAAAGGUGUAACACACAACUCUCGAAGUGCCAAUGUUUUGAACGACGUGGAGAUUCUCGCGUGGUUUGCAAGCAAACACAGAGGAGAAAAAAGAAAAGAAAGGGAGAAACGAAGAACGGAUUUUAGUCAUGCAACAAGCCGCACACAGAUGACAGGGCUCAGUUCCUAUCAUUUUAGAACCAACGUUGUUCGCGUUCUUCACGUUCAAAAAAAGCUCGCCCCCCAUCUGACCUCGAAAGCCGUCGUCCGACCGCGAUGUUUUCGUUUUUUUUCUUUCUUUUUCCGAACUUGAACCGUUCGCUCCACGUUCUAACGCGCUAUAUUAUCCUAUCCGGUCGUUUGUCACAUUAUUUCACGCUUCUGCUUAGAAGUUCCAGCGAAGCUCGUUCACUCAUUUGUUGAGCCCGAAGAAGAUUGUUUCUGAUUUUCAGCUCGGCUGUGUCGAACGGUUUCAAUGAAAAAAGGGGGAAGGCGACGGCUUUGGAGUGCGGACACGCGCACGUAAUUAAACCGCGACACGCUUAUCGAUCGUCGAACGUUUUACACCACGGCUAAGAUAAUCUCGAGACCGAAACCUCGCGAGAGAGGGAAACGAAGGAGAGAGAGAGAAAAAAAAACGAGGAAACCGAUGAACAAAUCACUGGAAAAAUACCCUGGAGACCCGCAAUUUCUUUGAUCUCAACAUUCGUCUAGCAUACAACGACUUGAUUAAAAGUAAUAUUUAACGAGUAAAUUUUUAAAUAUCCUUAGUGUCGAUAAGAGUAACGUUAAUGUUAACGGGAAUAAUAAGUAAACGGGACAGAGCAAGAAGAGGAAACCGGAGAAGUACCCUUUUAUUGAUUCACGAGUGUGUCGAUGAAGAUGAUGAUGAUGAUGAUGAUGAUUAUGGUAAUGAUGAUGUUGAUGAAACGAUGAACAAUGAUGAUGAUGAUGAUGAUGGUGGCGAUGAUGAUGUAUAAAGUUAUAGAGAGGAUGAGAAAGAAGCAUACUCUGUGUAUUAUUGCUGCA
Molecule: messenger RNA, 12756 nt
Organism: Megalopta genalis
Lineage: Eukaryota; Metazoa; Arthropoda; Insecta; Hymenoptera; Halictidae
Gene: Kdm3
Product: Lysine demethylase 3
Biological process (GO): regulation of transcription by RNA polymerase II
Cellular component (GO): histone deacetylase complex; chromatin
Molecular function (GO): chromatin DNA binding; histone H3K9 demethylase activity; transcription coregulator activity
Source: RefSeq, a predicted model, not a curated record